Molecule: messenger RNA, 1448 nt
Organism: Myotis brandtii (Brandt's bat)
Lineage: Eukaryota; Metazoa; Chordata; Mammalia; Chiroptera; Vespertilionidae
Product: splicing factor, proline- and glutamine-rich-like
Exons: 3
Coding region: 646-1356 (236 amino acids)
Source: RefSeq, a predicted model, not a curated record
CGCGGGCCUGCCCUGUGCCCGUGGGGAAGGCAGAAGCACCCCUGUUUUUGCACAUGUGGAGGCUGAGUGGCUGCCCCAGGGAACAUCCCCCCCCAAAACUGCCUUUUUCCUGGCGCACAGAUGGGAACUGGCUGUGGGGAGACAGUGGCGGGGCCGGGGGUCUCAGAGAACAGGACCAGCAUGGCCACCACGCUGCCCCGCCUCCCACCCUCCCGCCGGCCUCCCGCCCGGAGCCCCGGGAGCCGCUGUAAUUCACUGAGACGGAUAAAUCUCUCCCGCAGCUCCGCCCGCCCGGCCCCUCCUGAGCGCGGUCGUCAUUCCUCGCUGGAUCUCGCUGCAUCUGUGGAGCAGCCCCACAUGGCAGAGACACAGAGGCCUUUGAGGGGGCUGGCUCCCCGUGCCAUGAAACCCCCGGGUCGGCCGGGCCGGGUGGCUCACCCAGAGCCUGCACCUGCAGUCCGCGGUUUCACGACCCCGCUGCACGCCUCCAACACCACCCCUCCCACUCCAUAUGCCCAGGGGGACAUUCUGUGACCCACCAUCACUGGGAGAGGGACUUGUGCAAGGUCACCCAGCACGGUGCAGGAAAAGGGGGCACCCCUCAGCUGCACCAGCGGUGCCCACACUGUCCCCAGAGUACUGCUCAUGCCCACGACUGUGCUGGCAUCAGCUGCGGGUGUCUGGGGCCGGAAGCCGUUCCCUCCCCACUGGAGGGACAGAGGUGGAGGAGCUGGGACGCUCCCGGGGGCCGGUGCUCUGAGCAGAGGGCAGCUGCUCCAGGGAGUCCCCACCCCUCCGCCCCAUCCAUCCAGGGGCACCGAGGCUGGGAAUCCUGGGGGUCCUUCCCAGACCCCCAGACCCUUCAGGAAGUCAUUUCCGAGCUUUCCAGGGGAAUCCGGACCAGUCAGCCCCAAGGACACUCAGCUGCAGGAGAUGGGCACUCGGCGGCCUCCGGGUCACCAGGAUCACCUGUCCCUCCUCCCCCCCCGCCCCCCGACGCAGGUGCUCAGCAGGCCACGGCCGCAUGCGGGUGAACAAACCCCGUGCUGCCUGGGCCCCGUCUCGGGGGUGCUGGCUUUCUCACGGUCCCAGCACCCGAGCUGGUUAGAAAGCUCGCACCGGGCCCUGAGGAGUAGACACCCCUCCUCGGGCCCAGAAGGUGCGGUGCCACCUGCUCAGCCUCCUGGACAGGAGGCACUUGAAAGGAGCCCGAGCUGGGACGUGUGGCGCUGGCCCAGGCAGCCCCAGGCAGUCUGCCCUGAGCUCUCCAGGCGAGGAGUGAGCGACCCCGGACGCGGUGAGGGACCCCUGUCCUGCAGACACCCAGGAGGCGGCAGCCACAGGAACCUGGACUGAGAAAGACCUGGAAUUUAAAAGGCUCUAUCCUGGCCGGUGUGGCUCAGUGGCUGAGCACCGACCCAUGAACCAGGAGGUCUCGGUUCGAUUCC